Messenger RNA from Sinocyclocheilus grahami, 3664 nucleotides. RefSeq names its product scavenger receptor cysteine-rich type 1 protein M130-like. The annotation marks the transcript as partial. The record is from RefSeq and is a predicted model, not a curated record. The transcript is spliced from 23 exons. Gene Ontology annotation, cellular component: membrane. NCBI's taxonomy places the organism in Eukaryota, Metazoa, Chordata, Actinopteri, Cypriniformes, Cyprinidae.
AUGGGAUCAUCUUUUACAGUCUUAAAACUCAUCAGCUCUGACAGUGUGAGUGUGAGGUUGGUGAAUGGCAGUAAUCCCUGUGCUGGUCGAGUGGAGGUUUAUAAUGAUGGUCAGUGGGGAACAGUGUGUCAUGUUUGGUGGGAAAUUGAAGAUGCUGAAGUGGUGUGUAGAGAGCUGGACUGUGGGACGGCUGUAAAAGCAACACAUGAUGCUCACUUUGGAGAAGGAUCAGGACCAAUUUCAAUGGCUUAUGUAGAAUGUAGUGGAUCAGAGACUGCACUGAAAGACUGCAGUUCAGACAGCGAGGAUGCACAGCAGGUCUGUAAACAUAAUGAAGAUGCUGGUGUCGUCUGUUCAGGGGAGGGCCGGUGCUCUGGGAGGCUGGAGGUGUAUCAUAACGCUGUGUGGGGCUCAGUCUGUGAUGAUCAGUGGGACAUCAGCGAUGCUCAGGUGGUCUGCAGGCAGCUGGGUUGUGGAGCAGCACUGAGGGCUGAUGGGAAUUCAGUAUUUGGUGCUGGUAAAGGUGUCGUGUGGCUGAACAGAAUUCAGUGCAGAGGAAAUGAAUCUCAGAUUCACCUCUGUCCAAGAGUAUCUUCAAAGGAGCACAACUGUUCCCAUGACAAUGAUGUGGGGCUGAUCUGUUCUGGUUACACAGAUCUCAGGCUGGUAAACAGUUCAGACUCUUGUUCUGGAAGAGUGGAGCUUCGGUAUCUCGGUAAAUGGGGCACAGUGUGUGAUGCAGGCUGGGAUAUGAGAGCUGCCAGUGUCCUCUGUAGACAGCUGAAUUGUGGGAUUGCUGUGUCUGUUGUGGGAUCAGACUGGUUUGGAGAGGGAAGUGAUGAAAUCUGGGCUGAUGUGUUUGAUUGUGAUGGAAAUGAAACAAAACUCUCAGAAUGUUCCAUCUCUUCAUGGAGUCGAGCUGAAUGUUCUCACAGACGAGAUGUUGGAGUCAUCUGCUCUGAGAGUGAAGCUCAUCAGGGGAACUGCAGCUCUUCACAAACUCUCAACUGCAGCUCCACACAACAGUUGUCAGUCAACCUGGGUCGCGGGUCCAUCAGGCUGGUGGGUUCUGGGGGAGACUGUGCCGGGAGGCUGGAGGUUUUUCACAGCGGCUCAUGGGGGACAGUGUGUGAUGACUCCUGGGAUAUUAAAGAUGCUCAUGUGGUGUGCAGACAGCUGCAGUGUGGAGUGGCCCUCAGUAACCAGCAGGUACCAGCCUGGUUUGGUCCUGGUUCUGGACCCAUAUGGCUGGAUGAGGUGGAGUGUGAGGGGAAUGAGACGUCCCUGUGGAGCUGCUCUUCUCCAGGCUGGGGAAAACAUGACUGUCAACACAAGGAGGACGUAGGAGUUGUGUGCUCAGAGUUUAAAGAGAUCAGGUUAACUGAGGGCUGUGAAGGGAAUGUGGAGGUUUUCUACAAUGGAUCCUGGGGUAAUGUGUGUUACAACCAGAUGGACAGAGACACAGCGAGCCUGAUCUGUCAAGAGCUGAACUGUGGAAGAUCUGGCAGUGAACCCAGUAAUUCAGUGGGACUGAAGCCUCAUAAUUGGCUUGAUUUUUUAAAAUGUCGACGACAUGACUCCACUUUAUGGCAGUGUCCAUCUUCACCUUGGGGACAGAAUGACUGUGGUAAUGAAGUGGCCAAAAUCACCUGCUCAGAGAAAGAGAUUCUUGAGUCUCCUCAGAGUCGUUUGACAUGUUCAACUUCACCAUCUCCUCACCAGAGACAAUGUACAAAUCAUGUUGCUCUCAGACUGAGUGGAGGGGAGGGCCGGUGCUCUGGGAGGCUGGAGGUGUAUCAUAACGCUGUGUGGGGCUCAGUCUGUGAUGAUCAGUGGGACAUCAGCGAUGCUCAGGUGGUCUGCAGGCAGCUGGGUUGUGGAGCAGCACUGAGGGCUGAUGGGAAUUCAGUCUUUGGUGCUGGUGAAGGUGUUGUGUGGCUGAACAGAGUCGAGUGCAGAGGGAAUGAGAUUCACCUGUGGGACUGUCCUCUCUCCCUGAAAAACCACACUGACUGCUCCCACAAAGAGCACGCUGGACUCACCUGUGCAGAUUUGCCAGAUUUGUCAGUGUACACUACUCCUGCCACAACUUCAUCAGCUUCUCCUCCAGUGCGCUCAACAUCAGUCUCUCCUCCACAAACUCCUCCAGCACAGGUUUGUCUGCCUACACUCACAGCCCUCUCUAAGAGGAGACACAGGACGACGACUGAGGCCGUUUAUGAGGAGAUUCAGCACAGACACAAUCACUUCACUCAGAGGGGGAGUCUCAUCUCUGAAGAACUGCAUUCUGGGUAUGAAGAUGCUGAUGAGCUUCUCUCAGCAAAAGAGUUCAAGACUGCAUAUUAUGAUGAUGUCACCAAUGUCAGUGGCCUAAAAGAAGAGAUGCUGAAGGAAAUCACACCGGGAUACUAUGAUGACGUCAUCACUGAUGGACUGAAAGCAGAUCGUGAGACAGAAGACACACCUGAGAGCUAUGAUGAUGUCAUGACGAGCGGACAGAACGCUGAUAUCAAAAAAGUGGACGCACCAGAGAAUUAUGAUGAUGUCAUCAUUAAUAGGGUAACAGGUGAGAUUCACUGUGCUGGUAGAGUGGAGGUUCUUCAUAGAGGUCAGUGGGGAACAGUGUGUGAUGAGGAAUGGGAUUUGGCUGAUGCUGCAGUGGUGUGUAGAGAGCUGGACUGUGGAGAACCUGUAGAUGCUCUGGUCAGGCUGGUUGGAGAUUCUCGCUGCUCUGGAAGGCUAGAGAUACUUCAUGAUCAGACGUGGAUGUCAGUGUGUGAUGCUGUCUUUGACCAGCAGGAUGCAGAGGUUGUGUGUAGAGAGCUGGACUGUGGGGCUCCUGUACAGGUGCUGGGAGCAGCUGCUUUUGACAAAGGAGACACUCAGAUGUGGACACAAGAGAUUCAGUGCAGAGGAAAUGAGUCUCAGAUUCACCUCUGUCCAACAUCACUAUUAGUCAAAAGCAACCGUUCUCAGAAACACAUCAUUGGUUUGCUGUGUGCUGAAGUCAGGCUGGUUGGAGGUUCUCGCUGCUCUGGGAGGUUAGAGAUACUUCAUGAUCAGACGUGGAUGUCAGUGUGUGACGCUGCCUUUGACCAGCAGGAUGCAGAGGUUGUGUGUAGAGAGCUGGACUGUGGGGCUCCUGUAGAGGUGCUGGGAGCAGCUGCUUUUGACAAAGGAGACGCUCAGAUGUGGACACAAGAGAUUCAGUGCAGAGGAAAUGAGUCUCAGAUUCACCUCUGUCCAACAUCACCAUCACAUAAAAACAAUAGUUCUCAUUACAAUGAUGUUGGUCUGGGGGUUGAACUCAGAGCUCAAGCCAAGCCUCAGGUUCGAUCAUCUGUCGAGAACAGCAAGCCAAAUGUCAAGCUUAUUGGAAACACCAGUUGCUCUGGGAGGUUAGAGAUACUUCAUGAUCAGUCGUGGAUGUCCGUGUGUGACGCUGCCUUUGACCAGCAGGAUGCAGAGGUUGUGUGUAGAGAGCUGGACUGUGGGGCUCCUGUAGAGGUGCUGGGAGCAGCUACUUUUGACAAAGGAGUCGCUCAGAUGUGGACACAAGAGAUUCAGUGCAGAGGAAAUGAGUCUCAGAUUCACCUCUGUCCAACAUCACCAUCACAUGAAAGCGACUGUUCUCAUGAUAAUUACCAGGGUCUGCUAUGUGCUG